Molecule: messenger RNA, 2240 nt
Organism: Plectropomus leopardus (leopard coralgrouper)
Lineage: Eukaryota; Metazoa; Chordata; Actinopteri; Perciformes; Serranidae
Gene: ankmy2a
Product: ankyrin repeat and MYND domain containing 2a
Molecular function (GO): protein binding
Source: RefSeq, a predicted model, not a curated record
ACAUUCCACAUGACAGCUCAAACUGGGUUAGUCUUCAUGCGCGAGCCUCAGUGUCACAGACUGCUACAACCACCGAAAGCAGACUUUUAACCUACAACUUGUGGUUUUAUUUGUGCCCCUGUAGUGUAAUUACAAACUUUUAGCCGCCGACAUGUCUGCUCCGAAGAAGGGAGACUUGUCUUCAACCGAAAAGGAGUUGUUUGAGGUUAUCACUGCAGGAAAUGUUCAAGAGGCCUCGCGGCUGCUGGGCUGUAAGGAUGUUCGGGUCAACUGUUUGGAUGAGUAUGGGAUGACUCCUCUCAUGCACGCUGCUUACAAAGGAAAAGCAGAAAUGUGCAAGCUGCUGCUGCAACACGGAGCGGAUGUAAAUUGCAAUGAACAUGAGCAUGGCUACACAGCGCUGAUGUUUGCAGGCCUGUCAGGUAAGACUGAUAUCACGUGGAUGAUGUUGGACGCGGGGGCAGAAACAGACGUGGUCAACUCUGUCGGGAGGACGGCCGCACAGAUGGCUGCCUUUGUCGGGCAACACGACUGUGUCACAGUGAUCAACAACUUCUUCUCCCGUGCCAGACUGGAUUAUUACACAAAGCCCCAGGGUUUGGAGAAGGAACCCAAGCUGCCGCCAAAACUGGCCGGACCUCUCCAUAAGGUCAUCAUGAGCACCAACCUGAACCCUGUCAAGAUGGUGAUCCUGGUGAAGGAGAACCCCCUGGUGGCGGAGGUGGAGGCUCUGGAGAAAUGCCGCCGGGUGAUGGAGCUCAUCUGUGAGAAGUGCAUUAAGCAGCAGGACAUGAACGAGGUGCUGGCCAUGAAGAUGCACUACAUCAGCUGCGUGCUGGGAAAGUGUGCGUCCUUCCUCAAGGACCGCGAGGACAAACUGGACGGCCUUAUCAAGAGUCUGCUGAAGGGUCGGGACAGCGAUGGCUUCCCCGUGUACCAAGAGAAGUUUCUCAGAGAGUGCAUCCGCAAGUUCCCGUACUGUGACGCCACUCUGCUGCAGCAGCUGGUGAGGAGUAUCGCCCCCGUAGAGAUCGGUAACGACCCCACAGCUCUGUCAGUGCUGACUCAGGCCAUCACAGGUCAGGUCGGCUUCAUGGACGCAGAGUUUUGUACUUCCUGUGGAGAGAAGGGAGCCGAGAAGAGAUGCUCCGUCUGUAAGAUGGUGAUCUACUGUGACCAGGCCUGCCAAAAGAUGCACUGGUUCACCCACAAGAAAGUCUGCAAGAAGCUCCAAGAGCAGAGAGAGAAACAAGAGGCAGAAUCAGCCAAGCUGAGGAUGCAGCAGAGCAAAGAGGACAGUCAGGCCGUGCAGGAGGCCACAGACUCCAUGCAGGAGCUCUCAGUGGAGACCAACAGUGAGGUCGCCUCAACCUCAAACGCCACGUCUAUCCCGGCUGCUGACAACUGAGGAGCAGUCAGCCAGCGGGAGACGUCCACACACCACCGACCCACUGGCAGUGAGACUGAAAGCCAGACGAGGAACUGGUCCAGCAGGAGAGAAUAUUUAUUAUCGGCCUGAGACUGUCACAGAGGUGGGAGACACUGACGCGUACGAGGGGAGCUUUGUGCCACAGCCAUCACCUUUUUUUCUCAUUUUUUCUGUUAAUUUUCCAGAUGAUGUCGUUGUAUGUGAAUGUAAAAGUUGCGUAGGCUGAUGUGUUUGUGGUAGAGGAACAUGUGAAGAAGGUUCACAUCAAUAAUGGAACAUGAUUCUGCCUUAAGAAACUGUAGCGGCGUGUGGGGGAGACGUGACUGUGUAGCCAACCAGAGCUGUAGUUUGUUUGCAAUAUACUUGAUUUAUGAUUGGGGUGUUUUGUUUUUUGGGUUUUUUUUGUACUGAUAACGUCAUGGCAGACUGUGAGUGAACGGUUGGCUGCACAAUGUUGACCAAAAAUGUAUAUUUUUAAAUAUAAACACAAACAUGAAUUUAUUUUUAGUGUAUUAUGAAGAUGACAUUAAUGCUCAGGAUUUCCAAAACUGUAACUGAAUGAGUUUGUUUUCCGAAAUGCAACAUCAUUUGUUGAUCGAGCAUCGUCGUACACAGCACAAGAAUACCGUGACCAGUACAUUUGUUUUUAAAGUUUUAGCAGGAUGGUGUCGAUGUUUUUUCUUUUAUUGUGCAGCCUGAACGGACAGAGACGUGGUCCACGGAGACCUUGUUUGUCCCGAACUCUAAUCUACAAUAUGUCAAACAACUGGAGCAUCAUCAUAUUAAAUAAAGACCAACGUCAUCGAAGUGC